This is a messenger RNA of Psilocybe cubensis, 1428 nucleotides long. RefSeq lists its product as uncharacterized. Lineage: Eukaryota; Fungi; Basidiomycota; Agaricomycetes; Agaricales; Agrocybaceae. The transcript has 13 exons. Gene Ontology annotation, molecular function: aldehyde dehydrogenase (NAD+) activity. Bases 1 to 1428 code for a protein of 475 amino acids. The record is from RefSeq and is a predicted model, not a curated record.
AUGUCAAUUGAACUCAAGGAAUGCUUGUUUAUUGCUGGAAAGUUUGUUGAGGGUAAUGGAGAACGAAUUGAUGUAAUUAACCCCGCUACCAAACAGAAGAUAGCAUCGGUGCACGUCGCAGGACAAAAAGAGGUCGAUGCUGCAGUAGACGCUGCAGAAAAGGCAUGGCCUGCGUGGGCUGACGGUGAUCCAUCUAUCCGCUCUAGAGCCAUGCUCAAACUGGCCGAUCUUGUUGAAGAGAACGCCAAUAUUCUUGGGCAGGCGCAAUCAUUAGAGAUGGGAAAACCCAUCAAAGACUCGAUUAUUGAAGCCUACAGCCUAGCAUAUGUCUAUCGCUGGUUUGCCGGAGCAGCUGACAAGAUACACGGCAAGACUAGUUUGAAUGUGCCAGGUUUUUUUGGUCUGGAAAUUCGGCAACCUUACGGCGUUACAGCUGGGAUCAUACCUUGGAAUGCUCCACUUUCCAUGCUUGCGUUGAAAACGGCGCCAGCCUUAGCUACUGGAAAUGCAAGCAUCAUUAAGACGAGUGAGAAAUCACCUCUCAGUGCUCUUCUUUUUGCAGAACUUGUUGUGAAAGCUGGACUCCCUGACGGUAUAUUGAGCAUCCUAAGUGGCGCCCGAGAGACAGGGCAACUUCUGGCUUCGCAUAUGCGUAUUCGUAAAAUUGCUUUUACUGGUUCUGCUAUUGCUGGGAAAGCAGUUGCAGAGGCGGCAGCUCGGUCUAACCUAAAGUCAUGCACUCUCGAGCUUGGUGGUAAAAGCCCUGUCAUCGUGUUCGAGGAUUGUGACAUGGAAGAUACUGUCACCAGAGUUCUGGGUGGAUUCAACACCAAUUCCGGACAAAUCUGUAUCGCUGGAACGCGGGUGUAUGUACAAGACAUAAUCUUCGAUAAGUUUGCCGAAAAACUGGCUGCGGCGGCCGAAAGUUACAAGGUCGGGGACCCAACUGACCAAUCAUGUUCCUCGGGCCCGCAAGUCGACAUUCUUCAGCACAAACGAGUUCUACAAUAUAUAGAGACCGGGAAAGCUGAAGGUGCUAAGGUUCUAACAGGUGGGACGGCUGGAGAUGACGAAGGGUUUUAUGUCAAGCCUACUAUUUUCAUUGAUGUUAAGGAUGACGCUAUAAUCAAUAAGGAAGAGAUAUUUGGUCCCGUUGCAGUGCUUCACAAGUUUACUUCAGAGGAGGAAGUGCUAAAAAGAGCAAACGAUACAGAGUAUGGAUUGGCUGCAUAUGUCUUCACGAAAGACGUUUCACGCGCUAUUCGUUUCAUCAAAGGCCUAGAAGCUGGACAGGUCGGGGUUAACACCACAGGCAAUGCUCACCCAGACCUGGCUUUCGGUGGCUGGAAAGGUUCUGGAAUCGGUCGAGAGCUCGGUGACCAUGCGAUCCAUGCAUAUACAGAGGUCAAGACGAUCUUUAUCCGUUAA